AUGGCAGGGCGCUUCCGCGGCGCAGUUGGAAAGUUGUCGCGGCCGCAAAAGAGUCGGGCGGCACGGAAGGCGAAGGGGAAGCAGACGGUGGCGUUAGUGAGGCGGGCCCCCAAGCUUUCCUCGGAAAGCCUGCAGCAGCGCAUUGCGGAGCUGACGGGGGCCGCUGUACAUGACACGGGGGAGGUGGCUAUCAGAAAAAAGACGCAAGCUAAAAUUUCCUCUCGCUCCAUCGCACGAGCCACCGCGUCUGUGUCGCAAAAGCCAGUUGGCAAGGCUGCUAUAGAGAUUGUCGGGAGGCGGACGGAAAAGCUGGUGCCUAAAACCGACGUCGCCGCAGAGCGAACACCUGCGGAGGCGAUGGGCCUCAAGCUGCUGCACCGCGCCGUAAAGGACCAGAGCCACAAACGCCUGCUGCCCCACCAGAACCGACACGACUAUGAGUACCGUCUACGCAGUGUCGCCACAGCAGGUGUGGUUCGCCUCUUUAACUCUCUCGCACAGGCUCGCAAGGCAGGUGUGGUAGUUGAAACGGAGGCGAAGCACAUGACAGCAGACAAAGUCCACGAGAAGAAACAAUUAGCCACAAAGGAGGCUUUCCUUGCCGCCCUUCGCCAACCGCGAAAGAUGGAGCGGUACUAA
Molecule: messenger RNA, 639 nt
Organism: Trypanosoma rangeli
Lineage: Eukaryota; Euglenozoa; Kinetoplastea; Trypanosomatida; Trypanosomatidae
Exons: 1
Coding region: 1-639 (212 amino acids)
Biological process (GO): maturation of 5.8S rRNA; maturation of LSU-rRNA
Cellular component (GO): preribosome, large subunit precursor
Source: RefSeq, a predicted model, not a curated record